This is a messenger RNA of Schistosoma margrebowiei, 1033 nucleotides long. The record is from the annotation of a GenBank genome assembly. NCBI's taxonomy places the organism in Eukaryota, Metazoa, Platyhelminthes, Trematoda, Strigeidida, Schistosomatidae.
CCUAUUUUGAAUUUCAUUUCACAGUAAACCAAAAGAAGAGAACUGAACGAUGAAUGAAACUGUUUACGUUACUUUACCUAUCCGGAUUAUUGUUAUAAUUGAAGGAAUAAUUGGUGCGCUGUUCAACAUGGUUGCGAUAGUUGUUAUUUUUAGAGUGACCAUAGGUUCUAAAUUCACUUCAUUCUUACUAAGAACUCAAUCUUUACUUGACUUCGGCGCAUGCUUCUCAGCAGCUGUUUAUUAUAUAAUUCAAUCCACCAAUAUCUAUAACAAACAUACUGGCUUAUACAUUAUCGAUAUCCUGAUAUGUCACUUAUGGUUUCGAAAUGCAUCCUUCUGGUUAUUUUGUAUCAUGAGUGUGCAAAAUCUAGUUUGUAUAUCAUUGGAUCGAGUGAGUUCUGUCCUAUUUCUUGGAUCAUUCAAAAAGUAUACGAAUAGAUUUUUCGUACUAUACUUUCUUUACAUGCUCAGUAUGUUUUUAAUUUUGUACAUACCAACACCACUUCUUCGUCGUUACACUGAUAGCCGAUGUGUUAUGGAUUUUUCAUUCCCCUGGAUUCAAACGACAACAUUUCUUGAUUACAUUGUAUACUCCUGGGUUGUGUUCGAGUACUUUGUUCCAGUUUUAGUUAUGUUGAUCAGUCAUGCAUGGGUCAUACAUAUUAUUAGGAAAUCUCAAUCAUCUCGUCAUAGUGAUUCAUUACAAAAUGUGGAGUCUAGUUUGCAAAUUAAGCGUACAGUGAUUCAGUUAGUGAUUACAACAGCAAUAAUGUCAUGUCAACAAGCUAUAUUACACUCGUUUGAAUGUAUAAGUCAAAUAUUAAUCAUAUGUGAAGUUGUGGUUUACACUUACGGUACUCCGAUUGAACAAAUGGGUACAAUACUUAUAUUAUUUGGAUGUUCUUCUAAUCCAUGUAUUCUUAUCUUCAGCACAAGUACACUGAGAAGAUAUUUAUUGUCACUAAUUAAAGGUAAAAAACAAAAAAUGUCCAGUAUUGAAACAUACGGGCAAACAGAAUAUAAUCAGCACUAA